ACAUAUAUGCUUUAUCUUUCGACUUUGACUUAGCAUUGUGGAAGCCGCGAGAGGGAGAUUAGAGUUCUCCCCCACCGACGGAAACAAAUACGACUUUCGGGGAUUAGCUUCCCCCCCGAUGGAUACAAAGGCUGCUUUCAGGGGCUCGGUUCCCUCUCCGAUGAAUACAAAGGUCGCUUUCUUAAAAAGUGGGAUCGGAGACAAGUGGGAAUCCAUUGAAGCGGAACAAGGAGCGUUUCCAGUGAACUUUUCUUUCGACCGCGGAGAGAUUUGAAACGGGCGCAUCACACUUGUGGGAGGAGCUUCUCCUACCUUCUUGACUUGUAACCGACUAUAGUACGUUUGUCGGCGUUUGUCGGCGUUUGUCGGUUGCGGUAGUUUUGCCAGUAUUGCGCGAUCCUUGCAAAGCGGUUUUCUGUUCCCUUUACAAUGGCACGCAGGUGUUGCCUGCUGCUCUGCAGGCGAAAUUUGAGCUGUGUCUCGGACGUUGCCAGAGUUUCUACCUUCGGAGCAUUGGGAUAUGCAAAGACAGAAGCACGCAGCUGGCUCCGAGGGCUGGGCAGCUUUGCGUGGCCUCAUGCACGCUCGCCCGCUUGUCGGUUCUCCUCCCUGCCGGUGAAAAAAAGACUCGCCAGAAAGAAAACUGUUGCAGAGCAACCGGCACCUGAAAGCUGCUCCCUGGCAGUUGCAUACAGCACGGCAGAGGAGUACAACUUGGCCUCCCUUGCAAAGGCCUUGCAAAAGCAGGGCUUGUAUGAACAAAAGACUUUGUCUGACGACGUGGCAGAUGUGCUAUGUGCCGCUGCUAAGUACAAGCUGGAUGAGGAACCGAGGAACAUGUUCAUCUUUAGGGAAGGAUCAGUUGUCUUCUGGAAUUUUCCCGAAAUUGAGAGAAAGGCCAUACUUCAAUUCCUCAAACCGUAUGAAGAAAACUCUUACUGCAGCACGCUUGUAGAGCAGGAAAUUGAAGCCCUGGAAUUCAAGCACCACGAACACAGGACGAGGCUUGUGAAUGGAAACAUCUUUCUGUCUCCUCAGAGCCCCGACACAGACCUAGAGAAGUACACCUUUUCAAAUGGAAUGGCCCUGUCGGUUAAAUUGGCCAUUUGGGAAGCAUUUCUGGACGCCUACGUCGAGAGUGUGGAAAGCAUAAUCGAGGACAUGAAAGAAGGGAGAACAAUAACCAUGACGAGGGAGCAUGUCUUCAGAAAGACGGGAGAACUGUUUUCACUGAGGCACCUGAUCAAUCUCAGCUCGGACUUGCUGGACACGCCAGAUUUCUACUGGGAUCGGCCGGCGCUUGAGAGCCACUACCUCAAGGUUGUGAGGUACAUGAACAUCGGGAGGAGAACAAAGGUGAUGAAUGAGAAGCUGACUCAUUGUUGCGAGCUAAUGGAGCUGCUCAGCCACCACCUAGAAGACAAGCACCACGUUCGGCUGGAGGUCAUGAUCAUUGUUUUGAUCAUGGUCGAGGUGGUGUUUGAAUGCUUACAUUAUGCAGCAAAGUUCUUUUAGCCAUCGUAAUCUGUUGACAAGUAGUGCAUGCACAUCCCUGUCGCAUGAAAAAUUAAAAUAGUACAUAUGUUUCUCCAUAGAAACUGAUAUUACAUUGGGUCGCUGUGCCUUUUGUGCUGUGCAUACAUGUUGCUACCAGCUACAUAGUUGACUGUCUUUUUAGGUUAUCACAAAAAUAAAAUACAUACUUUUUUUU
Ixodes scapularis (black-legged tick) is the source of this 1711-nucleotide messenger RNA. RefSeq names its product required for meiotic nuclear division protein 1 homolog. Lineage: Eukaryota; Metazoa; Arthropoda; Arachnida; Ixodida; Ixodidae. The record is from RefSeq and is a predicted model, not a curated record. The transcript has 11 exons. Gene Ontology annotation, biological process: positive regulation of mitochondrial translation. Bases 430 to 1515 code for a protein of 361 amino acids.